Molecule: messenger RNA, 1671 nt
Organism: Aspergillus homomorphus CBS 101889
Lineage: Eukaryota; Fungi; Ascomycota; Eurotiomycetes; Eurotiales; Aspergillaceae
Product: aromatic amino acid transport protein aroP
Exons: 5
Coding region: 172-1536 (454 amino acids)
Biological process (GO): amino acid transmembrane transport
Cellular component (GO): membrane
Molecular function (GO): amino acid transmembrane transporter activity
Source: RefSeq, a predicted model, not a curated record
CAAGAGGGCAUUGACUGGGACACGGCAUACUUGACAUUUUUCGUGAGAAAGCACGAGUCCGAAAUCUGCCUUUCUUGAUCUUUCGUUUGUUUCUAUCCCAUGCCGAGUACCGAAUCUUAUAUAUUCUCAAAUUAGGUCUCUAGUGAUUCUCUGUAUAACAGUCUGGCAGAAAUGGUCACGUAUUUGCCCAUAUCAUCACCCUUCAUUAGGUUCGCUGGUCGGUAUGUCGAUGAAGCCUUCGGCGUGGCCGCCGGCUACAACUUCUUCGUUUUUGAAGCCGUUAUGGUCCCAUUCGAGAUUACGGCAUGUAAUAUGAUUAUCAAUUACUGGAGUAAUGCAGUCCCAGUCGCCGGAAUUGUCAUCAUUGUACUGGCACUCUACGUACUUCUGAAUCUCUUUGCCGUCGAAUGGUAUGGCGAGUCUGAAUUUUGGCUUUCUCUGAGCAAAGUCUUACUCAGCGUGGGGUUAAUAUUCUUCACAUUCAUUGUAAUGGUUGGAGGCAACCCUCUCGGUGACCGCUUCGGCUUUCGAUAUUGGAAAAGCCCUGGAGCGUUCGCUGAAUACUACAAGACUGGCGAUCUUGGCCGAUGGCUUGGGUUCCUGGCUUGUCUCAUCCAGGCCAGUUUCACUAUCGCUGGACCAGACUACGUCUCUAUGGCCGCGGGAGAGGCAGUCAAUCCUCGCGGAGUUCUACCGAAGGCUUUCAACGGAAUAUUCUUACGACUCACGGCGUUCUUCGUCCUGGGCGUGCUCUGCAUUGGCAUCUUAGUUCCUUACAACGACCCUGAGAUGGCCGCUGCGUUUGAACAGGAUCUGCCUGGGGCUGCAUCGUCGCCCUAUGUGAUUGCAAUGGAUCGGCUACACAUUCCCGUGCUGCCACACAUCGUCAAUGCCAUGAUCCUCCUAGCUUCUUUUAGUGCGGGUAACAGCUACGUUUAUUGUGCCAGCCGAAGUCUCUACGGGCUUGCAUUGGAUGGUAAGGCGCCGCACAUCUUCACUAAGUGCACCAGGAAGGGCGUACCAAUCUAUUGUGUGUUGGUCGUUCUUCUUAUAGCCCUGCUUGCAUUUUUGCAGGUCUCCAAUGGCUCAGCGGUCGUUCUUAAUUGGUUUGUAAGUCUGAUGACUGCAUCGCAACUCAUUAAUUUUGCGGUCAUCACUUUCACGUACACUAGAUUCAGGAAAGCUUUGAUGGCACAGGGCGUGGCUCGGCAGACUCUACCCUAUCGGAGCUGGGGUCAACCCUACGUCGCCUACAUAGCUUUGGGCUCCACAUUCGUCAUGACCUUCGUUGGUGGAUAUACGGUUUUCCUUCCUGGCAAUUGGGACGUACCGACGUUUUUGUUCUCGUACAUGAUGAUUGCAGUAUUCCCGGUCAUUUUCGUUGGCUAUAAACUGAUCUGCCGGACGAGAUUCUUGAAACCAGAAGAGAUCGAUAUAUCUACUGGAGUGGAUGAUAUAGAUGAGCACACCAGGAAUUACGUUGAUAUACCUUCUCGUAAUCCUCUUUCUCGUUUUGGUGAUUGGCUAUUUGGCUAGUCAAAUUGCAUGCACUGAACUGGAGAUAAGUGAGCGAAACGAUGCCCUUCUGAAGGAUCUUCUGAAGAAUUUGAUUGGAAGGUAUAUAAUUAAACGCAAAUCUGGAUAUGAUGAGAUCGACACGCUGUACGACAA